Messenger RNA from Oncorhynchus gorbuscha (pink salmon), 945 nucleotides. RefSeq names its product urotensin II-related peptide (gene urp2). Gene Ontology annotation, molecular function: hormone activity. The coding region runs from base 199 to 624 and encodes 141 amino acids. The transcript has 3 exons. Gene Ontology annotation, biological process: blood vessel diameter maintenance; regulation of blood pressure. NCBI's taxonomy places the organism in Eukaryota, Metazoa, Chordata, Actinopteri, Salmoniformes, Salmonidae. The record is from RefSeq and is a predicted model, not a curated record. Gene Ontology annotation, cellular component: extracellular region.
GGGAGGCAUUAUAGAACGAGGAUGGCAUUCUGCCAGGUGUUGAAUAUGACUCUGAGACCACAGCAUGUUCAUGUGUGUCUGUAAUGUUGUCUUUCAGGAGACAUAAAGCUAACAGGUCCAGCUACAGGCGACUCAAAUGUGCAAGAGAGAACGGAACCGUCAACGGUCACCGCUUCUAGACCACUGAAGACCACACUGAUGACCACCAUCUCUGUUGGUCGAGUAAAGACCUCCACACCCACCAGCAGUCGGGAUAGACGAUUGAAGAUGGAUCCGGUGACGAGCAGUCCAGAUAGACGAGCCCAGAUCCUGAAGAUGCUGUCAGCGCUGGAGGAACUCAGCAGGGUGAUCAACAGCACUCUGAGCACACGGAUGACCAUGAUGCCCAGAGGGUCAGCAAACGGCAGAAAUUCAGGAAAGAAGAAGAAAGCGGUAGCUGAGGCGGAUAGAGUGAAAACCACCACAGUGCCUCCUGUGGAUGUUGGAGGUAGCGUCACUGCAUGGCCCAGCACUGACGGCAUAGACAGUCUGAGUGGCCGAAACUUCAAGAAGUCCCUCCCACAGCAACCCAAGAAGCCCAGCAACAAGAGAGUGUGUUUCUGGAAGUACUGCUCCCAAAACUGAUCCUCCACAGACCCUGACAAACACCCCUAUAAACAUCCAUGGUACCCUCCAAACCAACAUUCCCCCCACCCUGCACCCGGGCACUAGGCAACCAAUGCGGCAAGGCAUCGGAUGCCUGGCGCCACCACUGACCUUUUCAUUGGCUCAUGAAUAACAGUACUGACCAAUCAGGUUGCCCCAUCAUUGACGUGUGUACUUGUGCCUAUGUGCACGAAAGUCUGUUAACCGUUUAUAGAAGAGAAAACACUGUGUGUGAUCUGUAAUAAAGAUGACCUGAGCAUUAUAAAACUAUAGGACAAUAAAGAGGUUUAUUUUUCGACA